AAAUUACCAAUGUAAAAAUAACCAUUGUUUUAAAUGGAAAAGAUGUUCACUAUCGGUUUAAAAAUAAAAACCGUAUGUCGAAAUGUAUUUAAGAUUUAAAGGUUAUUUUUGCAUAAAUGUGUUCGCGUCGUCUUCCAGAACUUACUGGAAUAUAAAAUGGUAUCUAGUGCUACCAUUCCGAUUGAGCCAAUAUUUAAUGCAAUUGAUAUAUAUUCGAUAUAAGAUGAAUUCCGAUGAUGCAACGUAGAUUGGAGCAACGCCACCUACUGGUGUUAACGAUGAAAGUAGUAAGAGAGGUUUAAUCUCGAAUGCUGUUGAAAUUAAUCGUGUAAGUGUUCCAAAAAAGUUGUUUCAAAUGUAAAUAGAAAUGAAUUCGUAAUAAAAUUUUAUGAAAAAUUAUUUUUUUCGUGAAAAUAUUUUCGAAAGUCGUUUCGGUGAGAGGGCGCUGUAUGUAAUGCCGAGUAACGAAAGCUGUUGCGAGAGAAUUUUAUACAAGAUGGAAAGUACAGAAUGCGCUUCGGAACAAGCUAAUUUAAACGAAUUAGCAACUAUAAUGUUCGAGAAAACGGGAGAAUAUCUUCACGAAGAAUUAGCAGCUACACUUGAUGACUACAGAUUAUUAGAAGAAAUGAAUCGAGUGACCAUAACUAAAUAUUCAGACAUGAAACAGAUUGCUGCAAAUGUUAGUAAGGCAUUAAAAGAUCUGAAUGAAAAAUAUAAAUGUUUGAAGCCUUAUUUAGAACAAAUAGAUCAAGUGGAAGAAAGUGUUACUAAAUUAGAACAAGUUGCAUAUAAGCUAGAUGCUUAUUCUAAAAGAUUAGAAGCCAGGUUUAAACUUUUACAGAAAAGAUAAGAUGGAAUUUCUUAUAUGAAAUAUUUGUUACAUACUUCAACAUGUCAUUAACUAAAUUGGUGUUUUAUAUAUGUGAAUUUGGGAACUACAUAUUUUAAUUCUUAUAAAAUAUUUUAUAAAUUAAACGUAGCAAAUAUAACUUUUUCUUCUUAUUAACUUUAAUUAGUAAUAAUAGAAUGCAUUUAUGCUCAAUUACUAUUUCCUUCUUUUGGCAAAUGUUUAGAAAAUGCUAUUUUAAAUUUAGAAUUUUUGUAAAUUUAACAUUACAAACUAUGUAUAGGAUUAAUAUUUUUUUGAAGUAGAAUUCUGUUACUGGUAGUAGUGAAUUUUCUGUAUUAUAUAAAAGAUAAACAAUUUUUUUUCCUGAAGUUUUCUUAGAAAACAGUGACAUGGUUAAAUUUGAUAUCACUAAUAAUAGUCUGUAUGUUUAUAAUUAUUUAAAAUUACCUUCUCAGUUAUAAUAAAAUUAUAAAUACUUCAUUUUAUUUUA
Messenger RNA from Centruroides sculpturatus (bark scorpion), 1343 nucleotides. It is a transcript of the gene Blos2, whose product is annotated as biogenesis of lysosome-related organelles complex-1 subunit 2-like. Gene Ontology annotation, molecular function: gamma-tubulin binding. The coding region runs from base 389 to 853 and encodes 154 amino acids. Gene Ontology annotation, biological process: lysosome localization; endosomal transport. The transcript has 4 exons. NCBI's taxonomy places the organism in Eukaryota, Metazoa, Arthropoda, Arachnida, Scorpiones, Buthidae. The record is from RefSeq and is a predicted model, not a curated record. Gene Ontology annotation, cellular component: BORC complex; gamma-tubulin complex; BLOC-1 complex.